UGGAAUGUGGGAAGAUGUGAGUGGGGGGCACUGCGAGGGAAGAGGAGAUGGCGGGAGGGGGAGAUCCCCAGGCAGCUUCUCUGCCCCAUGGGACACAAGUGCAGAGGGGCGAAGAGACUCUCUUCUCCAGGAACUGGUGCCCCCAGCUUUGGGAGUGAUGGGGGGCAAGGUGGGGAACUAACCCCUCAGGGCGCAGAGGCUACAAGGCAAAACCCAGCCCCCCACCCACACACUGCUCCCUGUGUGUUACUGUCACACACAUUCGUGCUGAUGGGGUCUGUGUGUCUUGAGUGUUGGGGGCUGCCCGGGGCCCUGGUCUGAUUUCCCUGCAGGUUUCCGAUCUCAGCCACACCAGAGUCAGACCAGAGUCACUGCUGGCUAUGGCAGGGGGAGAGUGUGGAUGUGCCAAUGGGAUCAGCCUCUGCCUGCCUGUCCCCGGGGGCUGCAGGGGGAGUCCAGGGCUGCUCAUUCUUCAGGCUGAGGAAUCACGUCCACAUUUCACUCCAGAUCGGCCCAUCUUCCAGAGGAGAGGGAAGGGAAAUGGCUGUGAUGGAGCCAGCUCAGAUGCUGGUGACCUUUGAGGAGGUGGCUGUGUAUUUCACCCAGGGGCAGGGGGCUCUGCUGGACCCCGCUCAGAGAGCCCUCUACAGGGACGUCAUGCAGGAGAACUACAAGACGGUGACCUCGCUGGUGGGAUUUCCCAUUCCCAAGCCUGAGCUGAUCACCCGGCUGGAACGAGGGGAAGAGCCAUGGGGGCCCGAUCUCCCGGCCUGGGAGGAAAGAAGGCUUGUGAAAUGCGCCUGCACAGCGCAAUGACUCCUGUCUGGAUUGUCUCUCUCCCCGUAGGUCCUGAGCGAGGGAGAGAGAAUGAGGAGGGGAAUCAUCAUGAGGAAG
This is a messenger RNA of Gopherus evgoodei (Goodes thornscrub tortoise), 894 nucleotides long. Its product is annotated as zinc finger protein 251-like. NCBI's taxonomy places the organism in Eukaryota, Metazoa, Chordata, Testudines, Testudinidae. Gene Ontology annotation, biological process: regulation of DNA-templated transcription. The transcript has 6 exons. Bases 409 to 816 code for a protein of 135 amino acids. The record is from RefSeq and is a predicted model, not a curated record.